Messenger RNA from Condylura cristata (star-nosed mole), 4867 nucleotides. It is a transcript of the gene FBXO10, whose product is annotated as F-box protein 10. Lineage: Eukaryota; Metazoa; Chordata; Mammalia; Eulipotyphla; Talpidae. The coding region runs from base 48 to 2918 and encodes 956 amino acids. The transcript is spliced from 11 exons. The record is from RefSeq and is a predicted model, not a curated record. Gene Ontology annotation, biological process: protein ubiquitination; regulation of apoptotic process; ubiquitin-dependent protein catabolic process. Gene Ontology annotation, molecular function: protein binding.
CGCACUGCUGUGGCGGAGCGCCCCGGAGAGCUCCCGGCGAGGUGACUAUGGAGGCUGGAGGGCUCCCCCUGGAGCUGUGGCGCAUGAUCUUGGCCUACCUGCACCUUCCCGACUUGGGCCGCUGCAGCCUGGUGUGCAGGGCCUGGUACGAGCUGAUCCUCAGUCUCGACAGCACCCGCUGGCGGCAGCUGUGUCUGGGCUGCACCGAGUGCCGCCACCCCAACUGGCCCAACCAGCCUGAUGUGGAGCCUGAGUCUUGGAGGGAAGCCUUCAAGCAGCACUACCUUGCCUCCAAGACGUGGACCAAGAAUGCUCUGGACUUGGAGUCCUCUGUCUGCUUUUCUCUGUUUCGCCGGAGGAGGGAACGGCGCACCCUGAACGUGGGACCAGGCCAUGAGUUUGACAGCUUGGGCAGUGCCUUGGCCAUGGCCAGCCUGUAUGACCGAAUUGUGCUAUUCCCAGGUGUAUAUGAAGAGCAAGGUGAAAUCAUCCUGAAGGUGCCUGUGGAGAUUGUAGGCCACGGGAAGUUGGGUGAAGUGGCCCUGUUAGCCAGCAUUGACCAGCACUGCUCAACCGCGCGCCUGUGCAACCUCAUCUUCAUGCCAGCCUGGUUCUCACCCUUCAUGUUUAAGACAACAUCAGGACAUGUCCAGUUUGACAACUGCAACUUUGAGAAUGGCCACAUUCAGGUCCACGGCCCAGGCACCUGCCAAGUGAAAUUCUGCACCUUCAAAAACACCCAUGUCUUCCUGCACAAUGUGCCCCUGUGUGUCCUGGAAAAUUGUGAAUUUGUGGGCAGUGAAAACAACUCUGUGACUGUUGAGGGCCACCCAUCUGCUGACAAGAACUGGGCUUACAAAUAUCUACUGGGACUGAUCAGGUCCUCGCCCAGUUUGCUCCCCACAGAGGACUCUGACUCUUUAAUGUCCCUAGACUUAGAGAGCAGAGACCAGGCCUGGAGCCCAAGGACCUGUGACAUUGUCAUUGAGGGCAGCCAGAGCCCUACAAGCCCAGCCUCUAGCUCCCCAAAGCCAGGUUCUAGGGCUGGCUCACAGGAGGCAGAGGUGGGCAGUGAUGGGGAAAGGGUAGCCCAGACUCCAGACAGCAGCGACGGAGGCCUGAGUCCCAGCGGGGAGGAGGAAGAUGAGGACCAGCUCACAUACAGACUGUCCUACCAAGUACAGGGUCCACGCCCUGUCCUGGGGGGCUCCUUUCUGGGUCCACCCCUGCCAGGAGCGUCGAUUCAGCUGCCCAGCUGUCUAGUGCUGAACUCACUGCAGCAGGAGCUACAGAAGGACAAGGAGGCCAUGGCACUGGCCAGCUCUGUGCAGGGCUGCCUCAUCCGCAAGUGCCUCUUCCGGGAUGGGAAGGGAGGCGUCUUCGUCUGUUCCUAUGGUCGAGCCAAGAUGGAAGGAAACAUCUUCCGGAACCUGACUUAUGCCGUGCGGUGUAUACACAAUAGCAAGAUCGUCAUGCUCAGAAAUGACAUUCACCGCUGCAGGGCUUCAGGCAUCUUUCUGCGCUUGGAGGGUGGAGGCCUGAUCGCAGGCAACAAUAUUUACCACAACGCAGAGGCCGGCGUAGACAUCCGGAAGAAGUCCAACCCGCUCAUCCUGUGUAACCAGAUCCACCACGGCCUCCGCUCUGGCAUUGUUGUCCUUGGCAAUGGGAAAGGCAUCAUCCGGAACAAUCAGAUCUUUUCAAACAAGGAGGCUGGCAUUUAUAUCCUGUACCACGGAAAUCCCAUCGUGAGUGGGAACCACAUUUUCAAGGGCCGCGCAGCUGGCAUAGCAGUGAAUGAGAAUGGCAAAGGCCUCAUCACAGAGAACGUCAUCCGUGAGAAUCAGUGGGGAGGUGUGGACAUCCGCCGUGGAGGCAUUCCCGUCCUCAGGAGCAACCUUAUCUGCUUCGGCUAUUCGGAUGGUGUGGUCGUGGGGGAUGAAGGCAAAGGACUGAUAGAAGGAAACACCAUCUAUGCUAAUAAGGGCUGUGGUGUGUGGAUGAUGUCGUCCAGCCUGCCCCAUGUCACCAGCAACCAUGUCAGCUACAAUGGCCUAUAUGGAGUGGCAGUGUUUAGCCAGAAGGAUGGCUCCAGGGAGUUCCCUGGAGGCCAUGGGGCCCAGGAGAACUUCAGCGAGGACGGCGAUGCUAUUCUCUGGGAGACAGAGCUGGAGAAGGAUGAUGACCCACUGCGCCGUCCAGUCACCAUCGCCCUGGUUGAGUCUAACAGUAUUAACCACAAUGGAGCCUCAGGACUCUAUGUCCAGAGCAGUGAGGCGCUGCACGUCAUCACCAACGUGAUCCACGCUAAUGGGGACAGAGGCAUCACUGUGGCUCAGAGCAGCCAGCUCACCCGUGUGGCCAGCAACAGCAUCUCCUGCAACCGCCAAAGCGGGGUCAAGGUCGAGGCCCAGUGCAAGGUGGAGCUCCGGGGCAACGGUAUCUAUGACAACAGAGGCCAUGGUGUCAUCACUAAGGGUGACAGCAUAGUUGUGAUCGAAAACGACAUCAUCGGCAACCGGGGCAGUGGGCUGCAGCUGCUGCCCAGGUCUGACACUAAGGUCAUAAAGAACCGGAUCCAUUCAUUCCGGGCUUAUGGCAUCGCAGUGCGGGGCCGUGCCAAGGCCCUGGUACAGGAGAACAUCAUCUUCCAGGGCAAGACCAGUAAGACCAUCUUUCAGCAGAUCUCAAACAACCGAGACUGCAUCAUGCAAAACAACAAGUUCUUGGUCUUCAAGAAAAAGUCUGAUACGUGGCGCCUGGUGAACCCACCGGCACGGCCUCACCUUGAAAACUCUCUCCGAGGCCCCUCUGCAGCUCACAGUGGGCAGAAGGGGACAGCCAUGGCCACCAGGAUUACGGCCCGCGUGGAAGGGGGUUACCACAGCAACCGUAGCAUUUUCUGCACCAUCCUAUAAGGAUGGGGGCACCUUGGAAUGGGCUAAUGGGGUGGGGGUGGGGGACACAUUGUCCAAAGACUUUAGAGCAGUGGCCACACACACUGCUCUCAGGCUUGGCCCUGAUGGGGGCUCAGCCAUGCCAAGAGGUGAGACUUGUGCGAUGCUCAAAGCAGUACCUGCCACGGUGCCAGGCCUCUUCAUCCUUACUCACUACCCCCUGAGAAAACAGGCUCUCAGGCUCCUGGGAACUAGUGCAAACCUCCCACACCCUUCCACUCCUUAACUGCCUCAGUGGGAAGGAACUUGGAAGUGAUUUUCAAGUAGAAAAAGGAACAAGAAUGGCAGGUUUCCAGUCACUCAAGACUCUUGUGGAGUGAGUUGGGGAAAUGGACACUGAAAGCUGUUCGGCCAGGGUUUUCUGUCUGAGUUAUAGGGAACUGCACUUUACACACACCAAACUCAGACUCUUCUCAGGAAAGAGUAGAUUUACUCCUGAAGGAGGGCAGGAAUUCCAGAGAGGUGGGAGGAGUCACUGCUCCAGAAUUUUCCCUUUCCUAGACCAGCCUGUGGAGGGCGAGGCGGCGAGUUUGGCUUCCUUGGGGACACAGUUCUUAGACUUGAACACAAAUGUAUCUGGAAGAAAGGACCUUGGGAAGGAAGCCCCUUUUUAAAGGCUGCCCAGGGAUGAUAAGGGGCUUGCUGGAAAGGGGCCUGUGGAGAAAGCUUCCUUCAAGCAGCCCUGCCGUGCAGACAGAUGGGCCUGGGUACUGUGGGGAUGAGUGGGACUCCACUACCCUCCUCAAAUCCCUGAACUCAGGAGGACAUUAGCUCCGCACCUGCCACGCAGGGAUUGUUCCCCUAAGCACACCCCCACCAGAUGUCCCUCCUGGGCACCUGACUGCUAGAGACGGAAGUGCCUCGGGCCCCACCAUGUUCUCAUGAACGACCAUCGGCCUUCACUGACCCCACCGUGACUCCCCACACUGUGCCUUGGCUCGUGCUCUCCCUCUUCCCGGCAUGCCUUCUCUCCAUCUGCGUCCCAAUCCCACCCCUCUUCAAGGUUCAGCUCAGACACUGCCUUGUUUACCAAGCACUCCCCACCCUCCAGGUAACAGUGCUCGCCCCCCUCUGAGCCUCUCUGCCCCCUCCUCUCAGGUACUGAGCACUUUCUGCCUUGCUUUGGAUUCUCCAGGUCCAUUUCUGUCCCACUCACCUGCCCGGGAGCACUCAGGGUGGGGCCACGUCUCACUGCCCGUACCCCACUGCUGGGACUUCAGUAAGGCUGGUAGCCGAGUGAGGAGAGGAAGGCCGGUUCCCAAAGGGCUUUACUGACUCCUACUGUGAAUGUGUCAAGCUUCCAGAGCCAGGCAGGCUCAGGCCCCAACUGCUUGAAGAAGGGGGCUGGGCUGGAUGCAGGAUUGCUCAGCCUGAACACUCUCCUUCCCACUCGGCCUUUCAUGUGGGGCUCUCGCCAGCCUGUUGUGGUCACUGCACUUGGCAGUGGCUUCCCAGGCUGGUUCUGCCAAGGCCCCUGGUGCUGCUCUGCCUGGUGGGGUGGGAGGGGGCUAGAGGGACCCGGGAGUUCUCCCUGAGGACUCUGGCACAAGAGUGCAGGCCCCCCGUCCCUGGCGAUGUCCUUUGCACUUAUCUGGUGGCCUCAAUGUGAGUCGCUGUACAAAAUGCUGCCUUUAUAAUUUUGUAAGAAAUAACUUUUCUGUGAACAAAGUGCUUAUGAAAAUCUCAGCAACCAAAAUAAAGUGGUGUAUUUUAAAAGUGCCUUGGGGAGGACUUUCCUUCGUCUGGGCACAGGCUGGAGUUCGGAGGUGGCUGGGUGCUGGACAGGCACUGCUGGCAGAGGCAUUCCCACGGCCCCACUGCUGCAGUGGGGCAGGACAGCACAGAGUGCCAGGCAGUUAGCCACACUGGUACAGUAGGGUGAACGUUAGUCCAUAGCUCUUUCAGAUCUC